This is a messenger RNA of Alligator sinensis (Chinese alligator), 678 nucleotides long. RefSeq names its product phospholipid scramblase 3 (gene PLSCR3). The record is from RefSeq and is a predicted model, not a curated record. Gene Ontology annotation, biological process: plasma membrane phospholipid scrambling. Gene Ontology annotation, molecular function: phospholipid scramblase activity. Lineage: Eukaryota; Metazoa; Chordata; Crocodylia; Alligatoridae. Gene Ontology annotation, cellular component: plasma membrane.
AUGCACAUGUGCGCACAUGUGCACACGUCUCUCCCCUUACAGACUAACCUGGUCCUGAUCCGGCAGCAAGUGGAGCUAGUGGAAGCCCUGUUGGGGUUUGAGACCCGGAACCGGUACACAGUGCAGUCAGGGGAGGGGCCAACUAAUGGACUGGAGGUGCAGUGCCCUCCAGGGACCACCCUGGGGCACGUAGUUCAGACAUGGCACCCCAUGAUUCCCAAGUUCUCCGUGCUCACUGCUGACCGCGACCCUGUGCUGCGCAUCGUGGGGCCAUGCCUGGCCUGUGCCUGUGCGGGGGAUGUCCAUUUUGAGGUGAAGACAACCGACGAGUCACGAGGUGUGGGCCGCAUCAGCAAGCAGUGGGGGGGGCUUCUCCAGGAAGCCCUCACCGAUGUCAACACCUUUGGCGUCCAGUUCCCCCUGGAUUUGGAUGUCAAGGUCAAGGCCACGCUGUUGGGUGCCUGCUUCCUCAUCGACCUGAUGUUCUUUGAGAAGACGGCAGCUGGCCCCCAGCCAAGCUCUGUACUCAGCCCCUAGAGGCACCCAGAUCCCACCAAUGAGAUUCUUCGGAACUCAGUCGGGCCCAAGACGCUGCCUGCCAUUGGUUGCUAUCUUCCUUGCCCUGCCCCUUGCUGCAAAAGCAUCACCAAAGGGUCCCCUGGUGUCAUGACCCCCCCC